Anoplophora glabripennis (Asian longhorned beetle) is the source of this 1904-nucleotide messenger RNA. Its product is annotated as serine/threonine-protein kinase STK11. Gene Ontology annotation, cellular component: nucleus; cytoplasm. The transcript has 6 exons. Bases 250 to 1617 code for a protein of 455 amino acids. The record is from RefSeq and is a predicted model, not a curated record. Gene Ontology annotation, biological process: glucose homeostasis; regulation of Wnt signaling pathway; positive regulation of vesicle transport along microtubule. Gene Ontology annotation, molecular function: ATP binding; protein kinase activator activity; protein serine/threonine kinase activity. Lineage: Eukaryota; Metazoa; Arthropoda; Insecta; Coleoptera; Cerambycidae.
AUAAAUUGUAAAAAAAUAUUAAAUAUUUUAUUUAGCAAAGGGGUUGGAUCUAUGAUACUUGCAUGAAUUCUUAGCCAAAAAUAUUUAUAUUACGUAACAAGUAAACAGUAUAGCCAACACAAAACCGCUAAAAACAGCUGUUGAAGUGUUGAUUACAGAAUGGCAACAACAAUAUAAAAAAUGACAUGGGAAAAAUAAAAGUAAAUAUAGUUCGAGCGUGAUCAAAAUACUAGCUAAAUUAAUAAAAUAAUGGACAAUAAAAUGUGCAACAUAAGUAAAAGUUACGAGAGUGAAGGGGCCGAUGGUUCCUCUGAUCAAGAAAAAGAGGUGUCUAAUGUGAUUUUUAGUGUUGAUGAUGAACAUAAACCAAUUAAUUCUGAAGAAAAUAAUGAGUGUUGGCUAAAUGAUUGUACUAGUGGUUAUUACGACGACGAUCUCGGGGACAUUAAUAUAACAAAUUUUUUCCAUAGAGUCGAUAGUAAUCAAAUUAUAUAUCAAAGUAAAAAGAGGAAGUUAAAACUUGUGGGGAAAUACGUAAUGGGUGAUUUACUAGGCGAGGGUUCUUACGGUAAAGUUAAAGAAAUGUUGGACUCGGAAACAUUAUGUCGAAGAGCUGUGAAAAUCUUAAAACAAAAAAAACUUCGUAGGAUCCCGAACGGUGAACAAAAUGUACAAAGGGAAAUCAAACUAUUGCGAAAGUUGAAGCACAAAAAUGUCAUCAAUCUGGUAGACGAGCUGUACGACCACGAGAAACAGAAAAUGUAUUUAAUAAUGGAAUUCUGCGUGGGGUCGUUACAGGGAAUGCUAGACUCGACACCUUCCAAGAGAUUCCCCCUAUAUCAGGCGCACGGGUACUUUUUGCAACUUGUCGACGGCCUAGAAUACUUACACAGCAUGAGGGUUAUCCAUAAGGACAUUAAACCGGGAAACCUGCUCUUAACCCUCGAGAGAGACUUAAAAAUAUCAGAUUUAGGAGUCGCGGAGACCAUCGAUUUGUUUGCCAAGGAUGACACCUGCUUCAUUGGUCAAGGAUCACCUGCCUUUCAACCUCCCGAAAUUGCCAACGGUCUGGAGUACUUCCCAGGAUUUAAAGUCGAUAUUUGGAGUAGCGGGGUGACAUUAUAUAACCUUACAACCGGGCGAUAUCCUUUCGAGGGCGACAACAUUUAUAGACUAUUUGAAAAUAUAGGAAGGGGAGAAUUUACUGUGCCCGAUGAGAUAGAAGACCCUCUUAGGAACUUGCUCUUGGGAAUGUUACGGAAGGACCCUCAUACGAGAUUUACUCUACAGCAAGUCAGGCAACACCCGUGGUUCACGAGAAAGCCGCCACAGGUGGAAAUCCAAGUGCCGAUUCCUCCCCUACGCGGCGACGAAUGGCACAAUAUGACUGUGUUGCCUUAUUUAGUCGAUCACUAUUACGACGAUCCCAACGAGGAGGUUAACGGGACCCAGUAUUUUACCGAGCACGAGCUAAAUGAGGCGGAAAAGAAACAGCACGCCCCGGAACAGUCCAACGGAAGUACUCAAUCAAACCAAAGUUCGAAACGGGGAGGGAGGUGGAAGAAACCCAUUUCCUGUAUAACGGUUAGGAAUUUACCCGGCUGCAAGCAAUCGUGACAAAUCUUGUGUAUUUAUAUUUUUGUUAUUAUCGUAUUUGUAAUAAAUAAUUAACAGAGCGCAUAUUAAAUACUUUGUUAAUGUUGUUUAAAAAUUUAUAUUGUUGUACCCUCAAAUAAGUUUUAUUUUUUUUGUUGUGUUUGAAUCGUAAGAAUAAUAAUUAUUAAUAUUGUAACAAAUGUAUUUAAUAUGGCUGGCUGUUUCAUUUUGUAAGAUUUCUAUAAAUAAAGAAGCAUCAGGAGUGCCAUAUCUAAAUAAUAUUUGAAUAAUAAAUUAUGUUGACUGGU